Molecule: messenger RNA, 1778 nt
Organism: Rhincodon typus (whale shark)
Lineage: Eukaryota; Metazoa; Chordata; Chondrichthyes; Orectolobiformes; Rhincodontidae
Product: protein PAT1 homolog 1-like
Exons: 14
Coding region: 115-1767 (550 amino acids)
Biological process (GO): deadenylation-dependent decapping of nuclear-transcribed mRNA; P-body assembly
Cellular component (GO): P-body
Molecular function (GO): RNA binding
Source: RefSeq, a predicted model, not a curated record
CAUGAUGGCCUGGGCGAUCCGACAGGAGAUCCAGACGACCUUUUAAAGGAAAACAACUUGGCGGAGAGCAUCAGCAAGCUGGUCAUCGACAGCGACCUGGAGGACCCGGCCAUCAUGAGGGCAGUGCCAUCCAACCCUCCGCUGCAGGCACCCCCUCGACUGAACCCGAGCAUGUGGGAAGGGCCCAUGGUGUUUGGUGGAAUCGGAAAUCCUUUUCUUUCCCACUUAGAGGACAGCCGGGCUCUGUCCGGCUCCAAAGACUCCAUUCUGCCCAAGAGACCAGCCUUUGGACGUAAUGAAGAGCGGGACUUGUCGGACCGAGCGCCCCCGCCCAGGUCCUCAUCCCCCGUGAUCGGGAGCCCUCCUGUACGGACGGCCCCCAUCGGAACACCCCCCAAGCAUGUGGGCCACGCCACCAUCCAGCAGCCAUCCAUCCUGUGCCCCACCCCUGUCCGCGUGCGAGCUCCGAUUCACCAGCGAUUCUCGGCCCCCUUCAGUGAGAGGAUGUCACCAACUCAGCUGCUGAACGUUGCGAAUUCGUCACUACGCCCCCACCAUUUCCAAGGCAGCGUCACGCAAGUGCUGAAUCCACUUCUACUUGGAACGGCCCAGCAGACGGGGAGGAUGUCACCCAGCCACUUUGCCCGAGUCCCAGGGUUAGUGGGGAGCCCGCUGACGGCAAUGAACACCAACCUGCUGCAAAGCAGGAUGGGACAGAUGAUGCCGCCCAUCACUGGUUUCCAGCCAUACUUCAGCCCGGCAGCAACUGGACACCUGCAGAACAUCAGGUCUUCCCGGGCGGACACCACCCACCUCCACCCCCAGCACCGGCGGCUCCUCAAUCAACGCCUCCAGCUGCAGAACUCCAGGAAUCAACACCGAGGUCAGAAUGGCUCUGGAGGAGACAGGCACAGCAGGGGCAGCUAUCACGAGCAGACGAAGAAAGACCCCUAUAGCAACCUGAUGACCCAGCGGGAGAAGGAAUGGGUCAGCAAGAUCCAAAUGAUGCAGCUACAGAGCGCUGACCCCUACCUGGACGAUUACUACUAUCAGAACUACUUUGAGAGGCUGGAGAAGAAGCAGUCUGCUCUGGACCUGAAUAACGAGGGCCCCAAGAAGGAGCGCAUGAAGCUGAUCACGCCGCAGGUGGCCAAGCUGGAGCACAUCUACCGGCCAGUGCAGUUUGAGGGCUCCUUGGGUAAACUCACCGUGUCCAGCGUGAACAAUCCUCGCAAGAUGAUUGAUGCUGUGGUGACAACGCGCACUGACGAUGAUGAGACAAAAGAGAAGCAAGUGAGGGACAAGAGGCGGCAGACACUCUUCACCAUUGAGCGGACGUACAGCUUGGUGCUGGAGGUGCAGGACUUGGAGAAGAAGUUCCUGCAAGCGACUGAGGAGGAGCGGCCGGCCGUGCUGGAACACCGCAAGGCCAAGAUUGCACAGAUGUACGAGAACCUGCGAGGCAAGCAGGCUCCCAGCACCGAGAGAGUCAGCGACGACCACUUUGUGCAGGUCAUGUGCAUCCGCAAGGGCAAACGACUGGCUGCCAAGGUCCUGCUGUUCCUCAGCACGGAGCAGGCUGCCAACGUGCUGUUGGCUACCGCUCGAAACCUCCCGUACCUGGUCAAGAAGGACAGCCAGGACGAGAGAGCAGUUGAGGCCAGGAAAUGGUUGACUGGUUUCACGAAGGAGAUCGCUAUCUGGCUUGAGCCUAAAGGGAUCGAAGGGUUUGGAGAGAAAGUGGGAACAGAGCAUGGAGUUGGAUGAUAAUCGUGAUA